Messenger RNA from Mugil cephalus (flathead mullet), 3244 nucleotides. It is a transcript of the gene tspan7, whose product is annotated as tetraspanin 7b. NCBI's taxonomy places the organism in Eukaryota, Metazoa, Chordata, Actinopteri, Mugiliformes, Mugilidae. The transcript has 8 exons. Bases 107 to 841 code for a protein of 244 amino acids. The record is from RefSeq and is a predicted model, not a curated record. Gene Ontology annotation, cellular component: membrane.
AGUGACGCCGUGCGGCUGCAUCAGCGCAGGGCGCAACGCGACAGCUCGGUGGAGACGUUUCUGUUUUUUUCCGCUACCACCACAGCGGCUCUAACGGAGGUCCACAAUGGAGACCAAACCGGUCAUCACCUGCCUUAAAACCCUCCUCAUCGUGUACUCCUUCGUGUUUUGGAUAACAGGAGCCAUUCUGCUGGCAGUGGGAGUAUGGGGGAAGUUGAUGCUGGGCCCGUACAUCUCUCUGAUAGCAGACAACUCCACCAACGCCCCGUACGUCCUCAUUGGCACCGGCACCGUCAUCAUUGUUUUUGGCCUGUUCGGAUGCUUCGCCACCUGCAGAGGAAGCCCAUGGAUGCUGAAGCUGUAUGCCAUGUUCCUGUCCCUCGUCUUCCUCGCUGAGCUCGUGGCAGGGAUCUCUGGAUUUGUGUUUCGCCACGAGAUAAAGGGGAACUUUCGCAGAACGUACACCGACGCGGUCCUGAACUACAAUGCCGAAGACGAGGCGAGCCGUGCCGUUGACAACCUGCAGCACAGGCUGCGCUGCUGCGGGGUUUACAACUACACCAGUUGGUUUGCCAGCGUGUAUUACCCCUCCAACGGCAUUCCUGCCAGCUGCUGCUUUAACUCCUCCGACUGCAACCCAGAAGACCUUCGCAAUGCAACUCUAGCCCCGAGCAAAGUCUACCACCAGGGCUGCUUCGAGCUGGUCACUUCUUUCAUGGAAACCAACAUGGCCAUCAUCGCGGGAGUGACGUUUGGGAUUGCCUUCUCACAACUGAUUGGCAUGUUGCUGGCCUGCUGUCUGUCCAGGAUCAUCACAGCCAAUCAGUAUGAAAUGGUCUAGCUGAUGUGACGUGGCAGGGAGAUGAAGAGAAGAAGAGACAAAGAUACACACGACCAGAGUAAAUUCCCCCAAAACACUAUCACAACACCCGAAUCGGAAUUUACCUCCCUCCGUCUCUCUGCCUGUUGAUCUUAAUGUAAUAUCUAAAUGUAUCUUAUUGUAAAGCACCAUUCCUUGAUUCGCCGCAGUUGCAUCAAAGCUUUCUAUACCACACAUCCCAUCGCUGCUUGAUGUAGAAGUUGCUCAUUAGCGCACAGGUAGAGUGGUGCUGACAGCGGUGUUGGUCUCGAAUGGGUGAGAACUUGGCUUCUUUGUUGGCUGCAGCAUGCUCCGCCGACCGCUGCCAGGAGACCCCUGCACAUCUUUGUACAGAACAACAUUACUAAUGCCUGAGAGUAAUACUUUGAUAGAUCGGUUUAGUUUUGCAUUUGACUUUGCUAUCGCUUUGUGAACUGAUGCUAAGGAGGAUAAUUUAAGUUCAUAGGAAAAAUAAGGAAACCGAGGAUAGAAAAGGGAGCGUUGUUGUAGAGUAUCUUUUGCAGGUUUUCCCUUUUCAUUUAAGUGACAAGUUACGAAGCUCUAGCCAGAAGAACACACACCAGAUGUAAAUCUCUUCUUUCAAACACCCUGUGAAUUAAAAUAAUGUCAACAUAUUUACUGCCUCUAAAUGCACUUAUAUAUUAUACGUUGUGCAUUUCAGUCACUUCUGUAGAGAAGUUACAUGCAUUAGUUUGAGCAAAAGGAACAAACAAGGACAUUCGUGGACUCUGAAGGCCUCAUCACAGCGUGUUAGCUGAGAAGCUAACAGAGCCGUUAACAAAACAGUUUCAUGUCUGCGACAACUAUUCAGCCUGCAGCUUUAGUCCCUACCUGACCAGGGAGACCACUAAGAGGCUGAACUGAACUUAGACUGAUCACGGUUGCACCAAAGAGAGGUAAAUAUAGCAGCUCUCAACCACAGCGAACAUAUCAGUUCAAUUGCUUACAAAAUGCAAUGAAAAACAAUUACAGCCCAAAUGACCUCAGAUGAGCCUCCGUCACCGUGUUAUAGCAGGGUGAAACACCAAAUGCAGCAAUGGCCACAAGAUCAGUGUAGACAUUUACUGCAAGAUAGUUAACUGAGAGCACAUACCAAGCACCCAAAGCUGAACAAUUCAUCCUGGAGUCCAUUCCCUCAAAGGUCAGCACCAUCGAGGCCAAAUCAAGUAAUUUCCCGUCAGAAAGUUGCAGUUUUAAAUACAGGUGUGACUUUUCAAACUCUAAGCCUCUACCAUCUUUAAGGUAAGCAUGCUUCAAAUUCUUGUGAUGUGUCGUCAGACGUGAGAUCUGUUUGGAAACGCCACAUUUGAGAAACACUGUGCAGGGUGUUGCACCUGGUCGUCAGAAGAAAAGAAAGGAGAGAUUUAAACGUGUUCAGGUGAAUCCGAGCGUCAAGUGUUGGAUGAGAGGGCCGGAUGAUGCACGGACAAGGGGAAGAGUUAUGGAUGCCGCACAGUUAUCUGUCAAGCAUUUAAUUUGAAGCAUGCGGACACUCCAGUAAUUUGUUUUAUUGCAAAAGUCCGAAUUUAGGUUUAAAAAGACGAGUUGAAAGUCUUGCUUCUACUGAUCUCUAGUGGUUAACAGCAAAGCAGCACCUCAACACGUUUCCUUCUGGUGGAGUAUAGUGCCAGUGGCCCGUUACAAGGACAGAACUCAAACUGUGUUCAUGUAGUAUUUACAGUGUUCUGUGUAGUGCAUCAACCUGCCGCCAUCACCAUCACCGUCAUCAUAAUCAUCUGUAGAUAUGUAUUGGAAAUGUAAUUUAUAUGAUGUUUCUCAUUCUAAUAUGCUAAUCAAGUAGAAAUGUCGUUUUGAAUCCACACUUUGUGCUGUUAAUCUGUAUUUGUUUAAUAGUUUAUGGUAAACUCGGACUGAAAGAAUAAAAAAAAUAAAUAAUUGUGGCUAAUGUUUUGUUGAGUAACGCAAAAAUGUAGCCGUGUAUUUAUUAUAGUUUGGUUUUCAGUUUACUGUUUAACCAAAGUGGUUUUCUAUCUCUCGUUCAGAAUGUGUGCGAGCGUGUGUGAUUUUGUUUCUUUAUCUCUGUAACCUUGAGUGGGUGUCGGCGAGAGAGAGACGGCGUAUAGGCUUCCCGUUGUGUUCGGUUUUGGUCAGUAUUUAGUUGUGGCUUUUCAAAACUUUAUCGCUUUUUAAAGCUGUACAUUUAUUUAGUGAAUGUAUGUUUUCCAGCACUCUGAAGCUUAUUUUACUUUCUCUAAACUGAUAUUGUCCUGUAAAUACUAAAUUGUAAUACCAUCCAGCUUACACAUGGGGUCACUAGACACUCAAGAAGAAUUGCACCAUGCUGUCUACUGUUGACUAAGUCACCAUCAGUGGUCUUAUUAUCAAUAAAUAUAUGGAAUAACA